Messenger RNA from Saccharomycodes ludwigii, 1086 nucleotides. It is a transcript of the gene MRL1, whose product is annotated as Mrl1p. Lineage: Eukaryota; Fungi; Ascomycota; Saccharomycetes; Saccharomycodales; Saccharomycodaceae. The record is from RefSeq and is a predicted model, not a curated record. The transcript has a single exon. Gene Ontology annotation, biological process: vacuolar transport. Bases 1 to 1086 code for a protein of 361 amino acids.
AUGAGAAAAUCAGCGCAUUACACUAUAAUAACUAUAGUUGUGGUAAUACUUUUUAUAAACUUUUUCCCGAGAAAAAACAAUUUAUUACUAGAAAAUGGUAAUAACAGUAAUUUUACUAAAUCCACAACUAUAACUACAUCGUCUGAUAGCAAGCUUGAAAAGAGCAAUGACAAAGAUAAAGAAGAUGAACUAUUUUGUGCAAUAAAUAAUCCUAUAACCGGAUCUUAUAUAGAUUUAUCACAAUUGUCUACAACUCCAAAUAGUUCGCCGGACACUAAUAAGAAGAGAAAAAAUGAAUUACCACAACAACAUAAGUGGCUGGUAAAAGGCUGGGAUUACACGUCCAACUUUACGUUGGGAAUAUGUUCUAGUCCAUUAGAGGAAGCUGAUGAUGAUAGUGAAGCCAAUAUUGAACGUUUAGACAAUCAUACAGGUGCUUACUAUUAUGACCCCAAAGACGAUUUUACUAAAAUUUCGAUUGGCGAGGUAAGUACAAAACCAAAAUUUGUAGGUAAAAAAUUAUUGUUAGAAUACGACAAUGGUGAUGUUUGUCCUAAUGGUAUUGAUAGGAAAUCUACCCUAUUGAAUUUUGUUUGCGACAAGGACAUUUCACAAGUUGCUCAAAUCAGUUUUCUCGGACAAUUACAUAAUUGCUCUUACUUUUUUGAGGUCAGAAGUGUUCACGCCUGUCCUACUUCCAAUAAGAAAACGGAUAUCAAUGUUAUUGGUAUUUUUUUUUUCAUAUUAUGUGUUUUCAUUAUAGUUGAAUAUUUUAGGCGUAGAUUGAAUAAGUGGUUUUUAAAAGCAGCUGGCUCUGGAAAUGGGAGUACACUGCCUGGUAUCAAUGCUAAUAGUGUUGAGAGUAGGGCAAUCACUCCAAGGUGGGCUAGUAUCGAAAGUGAACCUAAAUGGAAAACCCUAAUGAAAAAUGUUUUUGAUCGAGCCUUUAACAAUAAACCUACACAAGAUAGUAUACGUUUGCAUUCUAAUACAAACGAAUUUAGUAGAAGUAAUGAAGAGCUAUUUAGAGAUAUAGAAGCCCAAAAUGACUUGCUAGAUAGUUUGAAUGUUCAGGAUGAAGAUUAA